Zasmidium cellare ATCC 36951 is the source of this 1071-nucleotide messenger RNA. RefSeq names its product glycoside hydrolase family 18 protein. Bases 1 to 1071 code for a protein of 356 amino acids. Gene Ontology annotation, biological process: carbohydrate metabolic process. Gene Ontology annotation, cellular component: extracellular region. The transcript is spliced from 4 exons. The record is from RefSeq and is a predicted model, not a curated record. NCBI's taxonomy places the organism in Eukaryota, Fungi, Ascomycota, Dothideomycetes, Mycosphaerellales, Mycosphaerellaceae. Gene Ontology annotation, molecular function: chitinase activity.
AUGCCCCAUCACAGAUCAAGAUCAAAGAUCAGCGGCGUAGCAGCAGCAUCAGCAGGCCUCUGGCUUGCUCGAGGCAACGUAGCGCUGUACUGGGGACAGAACUCAUACAACCAAGGAUCUGGAGACUUGGCCCAACAACCUCUCGCCACUUAUUGCGCCAACACGGACAUCGACAUCAUCCCAAUGGCAUUCAUGGUCCAGGUUACUUCUGGCCAGGGUAAGGAGCCGGUCAUAAACUUUGCUAACCAACAGAAUAAUUGUACAGUGUUUCCCGAUACCGGCCUCAUGGACUGUCCACAAAUUGGUGACGAUAUCAAGACUUGUCAGCAGAAGUAUGGGAAGACCAUCCUAUUAUCCAUUGGGGGUGCGACCUACACUGAAGGAGGCUUCGCCAGCAAAGACGCGGCGAUCGCGGCAGCCAACUUGGUGUGGAAUACCUUUGGACCUACUUCUGGCUCCUCAUCAACUCAGACUUACCGACCUUUCCAUGACGCUGUCAUCGAUGGAUUCGAUUUGGACUUGGAGACGGCGGUGCAGAACUUCAACCCCUUCGCCGCUCAGCUGCGAAGCUUGAUGGACGCCGACAAGUCGAAGAAGUACUACCUCACUGCUGCUCCUCAGUGUCCCUAUCCGGAUGCUGCAGAUGACAGUAUGUUGAACGGGGCUGCUGGCAUGGACAAGGUCAAUUUCGAUGCGAUCUUCGUCCAAUUCUACAACAACUACUGCGGCACCAACUCCUACGUCGCCAACGCAACGACCCAGAACAAUUUCAACUUCGAGACCUGGGAUAAUUGGGCCACGACCAAGUCGGCCAACAAGGACGUCAAAGUAUUCCUGGGCGUGCCAGCUGGCCAGUCCGCUGCAGGUACUGGAUACUUGAGUGCCGAUGCACUGAAACCUGUUAUCGACUACUGCAAGACCUUUAAGAGUUUCGGUGGUGUGAUGGCUUGGGAUGCGUCGCAGGCGUAUGCGAAUAAGGGAUUCCUUGAUGGUGUCAAGACGGCGCUGGGUGACUCAUCGAAGAAGGCGAGAUUGAUCAGGAGGACUCUCGCGAGGGAGUGGUGGGGAUAG